AUGGCCUCCGGCAGCGCCCCUGGACCGCGGCAGAAGUUGUACGAUUUGGAGGUCACAGUAAUCUCUGCCAAGCACCUGAAGAACGUCAAUUGGAGGAAGGGCGAUCUCAAGCCGUAUGCCGUCCUGUGGAUCGAUCCCGACCGGCGUCAGGUCACAAAGGCCGACGAUUCGGGCUCUACCCGGCCCGUAUGGAACGAGCGGUUCGUCCUGCCGCUUAGCGUCCCGCCCAGUGACUCCUCCCUCACCCUCGAGAUCCUCCACUCUAGACCUUCGUUUACCUCCGAGUUUCUGGUUGGCACCCUCCGAGUCGAGCUCCGGGAUCUCCUUGUCGAAUCGGACGGUUCUCCGGUUCGGCUCAGGUCUUUCGAGCUCCGCCGACCCUCUGGCCGCCCCCAGGGCAAGAUCCGCCUCAAACUCUGCCUGAUCGAGCGCCCUGCAGAGAAUUACCAAACUGCCCCUCCUUCCGGCUAUUAUUACUCCUCCGCUCUCCCUUCGCCCUACCGAGCAUACUCUACUUCGUAUUCCUCAGUCCCUCCGCCGACAUCUUACUCUCCGCCGCUAACACAGCCAUACUAUUCAUACUCCGAUCAGUCCUCGAGAUACUAUUCGUCUUAUUAUUCUCACCCUCCGCCACCUCCUAGGCCCUUUUUCGAGCGACAGUCGAGCUUAGGGCCCGACCCAAGUGCUCCAGUGGAAUACACACCUUAUGACUACCACAAGCCAGGUGCAAGCAAGCCUGGAAUUGGAGUGGGGACGGGCUUGGCGGUGGGAGGUGUGUCGGGAGCCCUCGGAGGCCUGGUUUUGGAGGAAGGGGUGAAGUAUGAGGAAGAGAAGAAUGAAUUGGCUUCAACCACCGCAAGGGAUGACCGUUAUGCUGAGUAUCGAAUGUAA
Messenger RNA from Striga hermonthica, 891 nucleotides. NCBI's taxonomy places the organism in Eukaryota, Viridiplantae, Streptophyta, Magnoliopsida, Lamiales, Orobanchaceae. The record is from the annotation of a GenBank genome assembly.